Cloeon dipterum is the source of this 846-nucleotide messenger RNA. RefSeq names its product ejaculatory bulb-specific protein 3-like. Lineage: Eukaryota; Metazoa; Arthropoda; Insecta; Ephemeroptera; Baetidae. The coding region runs from base 31 to 411 and encodes 126 amino acids. The record is from RefSeq and is a predicted model, not a curated record. The transcript is spliced from 2 exons.
GGCACGGGCGGCCAGCACUCGAUCUCCGCCAUGGCCCGCAUGCAAGUGUUGUUGUUGGUGGUGCUGGUGGCCGCCUCCGUGGCCGCACCGCCGCCCAGCAGGUAUACUAAUAAGUACGAUGGCGUCGACCUGGACCGCAUCCUAAAAAACGACCGCAUCCUCACCAACUACAUCAAAUGUCUAAUGGAUCAGGGACCCUGCACCUCCGAAGGACGUGAGCUCAAGAGAACCCUGCCUGACGCGUUGGAGACUGACUGCACCAAGUGCAACCCGAACCAGAAGGGCGCCGCCGAUAAGGUGAUCAACUUCCUGAUCAAGAACCGCCCCAGUGACUGGACCAGGCUGGUGAACAAGUACGACCCGAGCGGCGCGUACCAAAAGCGCUUCGAGGCCACUCUGAAUCGCAAUUAGUUCUGCUUCCUCAUCCUGCUCAAGUAAUAAAAGUCAACACACCCCUCAACUCGCACUCUUAGAGCUAAUUUCGCUUAUUGCACGGUAAUAACGCUGAGAAAUUAGUGUAUAAUUUUCAUAUUGCAGCACAGCAUACAUUUCUCUACACGCAAAGUACAAAAUGACAAAAUACUGUGUUUUGACGAGAUGCAUUCCUAGACUUUUGUGAACUGAAUAUUAUGGAGACCGAAGUUGUUGUCUAGUUGUUAACCGGAAUGCAUCUUAGUUAUACAGAAGGAGAGAGGAUCAUUAUGUAUGCACGAAGCAAGGCCACAUUAUAUCUUUCAUUCUUCCGCUUCGUUAAGGAAACACAGAUUUGGUAUUAAAUUAUCUUUAAUUUGCAUUUACACACGCCGGAUUUUUGUAAUAAACUAUAUAGUUUUAAUUAUAACGAGA